AUGCCUGAGCCUAGCGCUACCUAUGGUACGACAUCCGACAAGCUGCCGAUGGCCUCUGAUCUGGACUCGACGUUGACGAAUGGCUUCAUAUAUGAUGCCGCUCUAUUCGAAGACAACUUUGGCACCAACCUUGCAGUCCUUGGCCGUGCUGAUCAACAUCAAGGACAAAAUCCUAUGCCCACCUUUUUAUCAAGUGAUUGGAUCGUAGAUGAUGGCUCGGCUGACUGGAACUUUCCGUUCUCCUUCGACUUUGAUGAACAUGGAUAUACGGGGACUCCGUGGACAGAUCCAAAUGUGACUCGGCCCUCCGCUGAAGAAGGCGUUGACGAGCAGGUGCCAUUGCGUCAACACCAUUCGGAAGCACUCCAACCAUGUUCGUCUCCCGGUACAGCAACCUCGAAAGUCUCACCACAACACUUGAUCUACUCGACACUGGUCGAAGACGAAGAGACGAAGGACAACCUGGAGACUCAGACAGAGCGUCCUGGGUCCGAACUGCCUAGCUCUGGCUCGAAUUUCGCCAAACCCAACACUCAAUCCCCAUCAACACAACAUCAGAACCAAGAUACAAACCACACGUACGCCGCCUAUCACCUUUGUUAUGCUGCCACUGACCACUCAAAGAACACCAUCUCGCAGACGCCAGAGGCUACACUCAUGUCCAUCCUGCGCAAAGUCCUUCUACUUCCCCAAGGAUCUUCGCCGCCAUCGACGCACGACUCAUACCUCGGAGCGGCCAAUAAGAUAAUGACACAAGCCUUUCCGAACGUGGAGCAGGAGUUCGAACAAUGGCUACAAAGGUUCCAGAACGAUGGGAGAUUGUUGAGCACAACCGACAAUGACAACGAUGAUCUACUCAGCGCGAACCCUCUGGAUCAACAGGCCCCUCUUCAGCAUGAAAACUUCGCUCCUGUGGCCAUCUGGAACCCUGUUAACGCCUCCUGGGCAACUACGAAUUGGCCAUUCAACGACGCUUCCGCGGACUCUGUCGCCAACUCAAUUCAUAACAGCAGUACCGCAGUCAAUGGAGAACAAGUCUUCGACCAACAGUUUCAUCAAAUCGAAGACCUUUUCGAUCUUACCGAACAAGACAUCGCUGAUCUUUUGACUCCUUUCGAUCAAGUCAACCGGGCGACUCCUUCCUCAAGCCGGGACACAAACGGUCUCGACAAUGUAGCUUCUUCUACUGGAGACAUGGUGGAUUCUUUUCGAAAUGUCCAUCAAUAUUCUCCGAAGAAUGCGCACGCCACGCUUGGCCCGGACAACGCCCAAAGAUCCCACGAUCCUCUUCAAUCCAGUCCACCACAAACAUCCGCCACUCAGUACGUCCCUCUCACCCACACCAUUGUCUAA
Molecule: messenger RNA, 1353 nt
Organism: Zasmidium cellare ATCC 36951
Lineage: Eukaryota; Fungi; Ascomycota; Dothideomycetes; Mycosphaerellales; Mycosphaerellaceae
Exons: 2
Coding region: 1-1353 (450 amino acids)
Source: RefSeq, a predicted model, not a curated record